Messenger RNA from Catharus ustulatus (Swainson's thrush), 3813 nucleotides. It is a transcript of the gene TGOLN2, whose product is annotated as trans-golgi network protein 2. The transcript is spliced from 6 exons. The coding region runs from base 56 to 1465 and encodes 469 amino acids. Lineage: Eukaryota; Metazoa; Chordata; Aves; Passeriformes; Turdidae. The record is from RefSeq and is a predicted model, not a curated record.
UCCGUGCCCGGAAGCGGCGCUGCGGGCCGAGCCGGCGUUGAGGGGCUUGCCCGCCAUGGAGGCGCCGCGGCCGCUGCUGCUCGUGGGGCUCCUGCUGCUCCUGGGGUUCCGCGCGGCGGCAGAGACCUCGCAAACGCAUGACAGCAAAUCUUCCACAGUGCCUGCGGCAGCCGAGACACCUGGAGAAGCUCACAAUCAAGAGGACGGGAACCUGUCCCCAGAGAACAAAAGCGAGCAGAAGAAUAAAGACAAGAAUGGCAACUCCCAAACAAGCGUGAGCAGCGGGACCAGUGUGGAUGAUGAGCAGAAGAAAAAGGAGAAGCAGAAAGACAGCACUCUGACUGGAAAUGGCAGCAAAGAGGAGGAGGGGAAAAACGAGUCACAGAAAAGCAGCAGCACAGGGUCUGCUCAGAAUGGCCAAGGUGCAGAUAAGACUGGCGAAAGCAGCAAUGGAGGAGGCGGGGGACAGGGAGAAGAAAACCAGAACAGCAACAGUGGUAGCCUAGGCAACACAGGCAGCGAUGGCCAGAGCGGUACAGGGACCAGCACUGGUGGCCAGAGUGGAACAGGGACCAACACUAAUGGCCAGGGCAAUACAGGGACCAGCACUGAUGGCCAGGGCAAUACAGGGACCAGCACUGGUGGCCAGGGCAAUACAGGGACCAGCACUGGUGGUCAGAGCAACCCAAGCAGUGGCACUAGUGGCCAGGGCAGUACAGACACCGGCACUGGUGGCCAGACUGACAGCCACAACGCCAACAAUGAGCAGAGCACAGACCAGAAUGGCAACCAGCCAGACAACCCCGGGAAGGAGGGCACUAAGGAGAACGACAGUGAGAAGAACAAGGCUGACACCAGCAAGAGCAGUGACAACAAGGGCAGUGAAAACACAAAUGACAGCAACAGUCAGAACAGCGCCAACAAUGACAAGCAAGAGGGCAGCAGUGACAAGAACAAGGCUGGCACCCAGGGCGGCGAGGCCAGCAAUGGGCACACGAAUGGGGGCACUGUCCAAGACAGCAGUGGUGGGCAGCAGGUCCAGACUGAGACCCAGGGCAGUGCUGGUGAGGGCCAAGGCACUGCUGGUGGUGAGCAGCCUCAGGGCCAGGACAAUCCAAAGAACUCCCAGGAGGACCAAAGCUCUGUGACACACUCUACUGUGGAGGGCGACAACUCUGUGCAAAAUGAAGAAAACACCGUGGAGGAUGUGGCUGAUGCUGAGGAUGGCAGGGACACCUCCUUGGAUCAGGACAGAGAGAAGAGUGUUCCUUCCCUGCCCAGGGCCCGCUCAGAGAGCAGCCACUUCUUUGCCUACCUGGUGACCACAGCCAUCAUUGUUGCAGCCCUGUACGUGGCCUACCACAACAAACGCAAGAUCAUUGCUUUUGCUCUGGAAGGAAAAAGAUCAAAAACUGGUCGACGGCCCAAAUCUGGUGAUUAUCAGAGACUGGAUCAAAAGAUCUAGAUUCCUCCUCAGAUGAUGACGGCCGCUGAUGGGAAUACAGUGCUGCCACAGUUGGAUUUCAGUCCACGGGAAGGAGGGAAAAUGCUUUUUGUUUUGCACCUGCACCUUGAUGAAACCUCUCACUUCCCCAAAUUGCUCCUUUCCCAGCUGCCUUGUUUUUCCCCUGGGUGUCUGGCUGCUGGAAAAGCUUGUCCCAGAACUGCACACCCAGAACUUCUGUGUCCCAAUGCAAUGGAAUUUGCCAUCUGCUGGACUGACCCCUCCUUCUUGGGGGGAAAUUAAGCAUCUGCUGCACAAUGAGCCAUGGGACUGUCCAUUGCCUGGGAAUGAAGCUGCCUUGGUCUACUUCUCCUUCUCCUCCAUCCUUUGGGUUUGGAUACUCAGGUUGGGAGCAUGUGGGUUCUCUUGCACUUGUUUGGAACUGAUCCACCAUAGAUACGGAUUUGGGUUUUCUCUCCCUGAUUAGUUUUCCAGUUUGACACCCAGAUUCUCUUGUUCAUACAUGCCUUUGGCCAUGCUGAAGCAGUUUCUGUGGUGUACCUCAAACCCUUCAUGCCCUGUGCAGUUCAGCUGUGUUUGCACUGGGGGUGUUGGUUGUGGUGUGGUGCUGUGGAGGAGGGGGUCAGGCUGGGGAAGCACCAUGCCCUGUCGGGGUCAGGAAUUCAGAUGGGAAGAUUGCUUCCUCUCCCUUGUCAAGUGUAGAAAAGAAGGAAUGUAAAUCCCUGAGGAGUUUGGGAUGAGUGAAGCUUCCAGUCCCUCCAGUUGUAAUGGACUGGUGCUGGUCAGACCAAGGGCUGCCAAAGGCAUUGGUGCCCCAGCUGGACCUGUGAGGUGGUUUUCAUUCCUGUAGUUCCUUUCCCCAGACGUUUGUUCAAGCUGGGAUUUUCUGGAGAGGGCACAAAGUACCUGCUUGGCUCCUGCUUUGGAUUUCCCCAGGCAAAAAAAAAAAAAAAAAAAAAGAAUUUGAGGAACCCAGAGCUCUUCACACGGGCACCCAGCUGCACCACUUCAGGUGCCAGGCAUGUGCCAGUCCCACACUUGCCGACUGACUGCAUGGGGAGAAUCCCAGGAUGAUUAAAUUCCCUCCUGUGGGGCUUUUUUCUGGCCUUCCCAGACUUGGGAAUAAUCAGCUCCUUGCCUGUGGUCGCCUUAGACAAGGGCAGAGCCAUUUUCUGGUCACUGUGAAAGCUGCAGCUCUAGUUUUGAUUUCCUAAUAGUUCAUUCCAAGAGAGGAAAGAGGGCUUGACCUUCUCCAAACCCUAAAAUCAUCCUUUCCCUUUUUGCUGGCUCUUGGCAAGCAUGAGGGACAUGAGAGUCCCUCUUGGCUUUAAAGAGUUCUCAGAGUUUCUCUAGGAAACAUCUAGGAUGCUAAAAGGAGUUCCAGGAGUUGUUUAGGAGAACAGGAGGGUGGAGGGAAGGAAAAGGGAAACAGGGCUGGGAAUGUCCUGCACCAGAGCUCCUGUGGGAUCAGCCAGGCUGGGGGGGCUGCUUUAGGGCAGGGUCAGGGAGGGGAGCACUCUCUCUUUUGGCUGGUGACAGCAGGGAGACAAACCCCAUUUCCAGUGUGUGGAAUUCUGUGUGCUCCUGGGUUGCUCCAGCCAGGCUUUUUUGGAGUGUGUGGGCUUUUUGAAGUGUGCUUGCUUUGUCCUGUUGGUUUGUUUGUUUUUGGUUGGUUUUUUUAAAUUGAAUGGUAAUUUAGAACUUUUUUUUUUUUUUCCUACUUAUUUUUCUAUCCUGGGAGCUGUUUCAAAUCCUCUCUUGCUCCAAGCUGUGGGAAUCCCACCCUGCUGCCAACAGGGGAGGGAAUAUUUUGGACCUCAAAACACCUCAAUCCCAGGCUGAGCCAAGCACAAGCUCCUUAGGAUAAUGAGGACACACCUCACAGCUCUGCAAAGCACUGGGUGUGGGAAGAGGCAGAUCUCACACCAGGCUGAGCUGGGGGGUUUUCCCCAAAAAUCUCCCUGCCAGCAUUUCCCGAGGCUGGUGUGUUCUACCAACAGUCUGGGCUGCCCAGAUCUCUGGGAAUUGCUCCCAGUUUGUUGAGUCUCAUGGUGUUUAUGUGAUGUGUCCCAAAGGGAUCAAGGUGCAGAGAACCUUUCCCUUUGGAUACACGUGCUUUCCAUGGAUGGUGUCUGUUGGUACAGAGGGUUUUUUUUUUUUUGCCAAAUACUUCUACUUUUUUGGGCUUGAACCAGCACAUGAUUUGUUUUCUGCUGCAGUGAAAUGCACCUUGCUUGGAAGGAUCAGAAUUUUUUACAGUUCUUUGUACCGUUUUUUUUUUUUAUUAUUUUCUGUGUGGUGAAAUCAGUAAAUGGAUUAAAAAAGAUCGAAGAAAGGUUGAAUUUUCA